Messenger RNA from Salmo salar (Atlantic salmon), 1463 nucleotides. NCBI's taxonomy places the organism in Eukaryota, Metazoa, Chordata, Actinopteri, Salmoniformes, Salmonidae. The record is from RefSeq and is a predicted model, not a curated record.
GCUUCACAAAAGACGGAACUGCUGAACAAGUUAGCUUAUACAGCUAGCUAGCUAGCUAGCAUGAUGAAUCCCCUUUGCAUAGAACAAGAUGCUUUGAGAACGUGAAGUUAUGGUAAAGACAUGUACUGUCUUUGGUAACUGUGUCGUGUCACCUCACCUGCUCCACUUGAAUGCAAACGUAACAUUGUAUCUAUUGUCGUUCAGUCUGCUUCAUACGAUAGCUACAUCCAGCUCCCAUUGCUGGUGAAGCGUUCAUGAUGCAUCCUCCUGAACGGCCUGGGGCGUCCCCAGCCCCAUGGCAGCAGGCAGCCUCUGCCCUCCAGGGCACCCUCUGCACCAGACCACUGCGGGGUCUCCUCCAGCUAGCCAUGCCCUCCCUGGGCCUCCUCCCCAGGGUCCAUGCAGCUGACAGUGUUGUGCCAGCCCCGGUACAGAUCCCCUCCCCCCUGCCCAGCCUCGUGGGCAAGCCAGAGUUCCCAGACACUGGAUGGGACCGCAUCAAGGAUCUUUUCGACAGGGAUGAAAUGCAGAAGUAUCCUGAGGAGCUCUCCAGCGUGGUGAAGAGUACCUUAGCUGCCGCCUUGGCCGGCAUGAUCUACGGAGGGUUGCCCGCCGCCCGGCAUGCCAGGGAGAGGUUCAUCCAGCUCCACCAGGCUGAGAUAUACCACAGCCGAGUGGAAGCUGUGCGUUCUGCCCAUAACGCAGCCAUCCGGGGCUUUGUGCGGUACGGCUGGAGGUGGAGCUGGAGAGUAGCAGCCUUUGUCACAUUAUUCAACACUGUGAGCACAGGCCUGUCUGUGUACAGAGAUAAGUAUACCCUCAGCCACUACGCAGCAGCAGGAGCUGUGACAGGAGGCCUAUUCAGGCUGAACCUGGGUCUUGGGGGACUGAUGGCAGGCACGGCCAUAGGAGCAACCAUGGGGGUGCCGGCAGGAGCUCUGAUCAUUGCCAUGCAGGGAUUGGCGGGAGAAACGGUCCGGGAGAGGAGGAGGAGGGAGCGCAGGGAGCUGUAUGAACUAAAACUGGCAGAAUGGAGUGCCCGUUUGCAGUUGACGGAUGACCUGAUUGGUGAUUUGAGCAGCAGUGGGCGGAUCCAGGAUGUAGACCAGGACAUACAGAAGAUCCAGGAGCUGCUCAGUUUACCACGGAACGAGGGCGUGGCCCAGGACUCUGACAGCCAUUGACAGCAGCUGAAAUACUCUAACUGAUACCAAUCAUAGCCAUCCUCACAGACAGACAAUGGUGGGUGAGACUUUCCUCACCUCAGAGGACAUACUGGUUUCUUUUGAUGUUGACUACUCUAUUCUAUGUUCUGUUGAAUAGAAAAGAGGACCUACUUAUUCGCUCAACAAAAUAUGUAUUGAUGCUGAAUUAUGAUUUAUACUGUAAAUGUGAUUACUUUGUCUGGAACUUUUAAAUGAUUUCCUACAUAUUUAAUAUAAAUGGCAAUAAUGACAACAGUA